Anopheles merus is the source of this 824-nucleotide messenger RNA. RefSeq lists its product as uncharacterized. The coding region runs from base 176 to 643 and encodes 155 amino acids. Lineage: Eukaryota; Metazoa; Arthropoda; Insecta; Diptera; Culicidae. The transcript has 2 exons. The record is from RefSeq and is a predicted model, not a curated record.
GACAUACGUCCAGAUAGAAAAAACAGAGGAAGAAUUAAGAAACACAACGUAGGAUCUGAAUAAAGGAAUUUCAAACUAAACAUUGGUGCCGUAGUGACCAAGAUUGUGAAAAUUGUGGAAAAUGACGGACGAAGAAGCAUUCCUUGGGUUUAAAGAUUCAUCUGUUAAUUAAACGAUGUUGCCGGCCUGCCAACCACAGCAACCUAUGUCAAGCAAGAUGGCGGACAAGUACAAUGAGCAAGCGCAGCUAGCCCGUAAAAGUAAUGGACAAACGAAAUUAGCCGGCAAGAAAGCGCAGAGAGACGCCAUCUUGCGUUGCAUCGAACGGAUCGACAAUUUUGCAGAACGAGCAAACAGCAUAACGCAGGAGCAAGCAACGACUCGACACAAUCGAUUGGAAAAAUGCUGGAUGGAAUUUGAGGCAAUUGCCAACGAGUUGCGACUCUUGGAUGAUGCAUGCCAUUCUGAUAAAAAUGAGCAGUUAUAUGACGUCAUAGAUGAAAAUUGUAUGCAAAUUGCGGAUCUCAUCAGAUUGAAGAUUAUUAAGCCCCUACCAGUAGAAGCUCCAGCAGUGCGAGUGAAAGAGUCGUUUUUUCAGGAAAAUACGACGAAUGGCUACUAUUGGAACCUUACAACAGCAUGAAAGAAGGUUUCCAACGACCUGUCGACAUUAACGUAAGGAAUUGUUCAGGAGAAAAAGAGAUAGGAAAAAAGGGAGAAAAAGCUAUGUGAAAAACUAUAAAACGGUAUCGAAAGACAGAUUCUGGCAUUAUUGUAAACGAACCGGCGAAAUAAACAGACUAUUUUUUUGGCAACAGCUAAAG